Messenger RNA from Symbiodinium natans, 942 nucleotides. Lineage: Eukaryota; Dinophyceae; Suessiales; Symbiodiniaceae. The record is from the annotation of a GenBank genome assembly.
AUGCUGCGCAUCAGCAUGCUCUCGGGGGUAGAGCUGACGUUCCCGGUGGAAGAGCUUAGCGAUGUUCGUGCCUUAAAGCAGACGCUGCAUCGCCUGCACGGUAUGCCGCCACGAUUCAGGCAAAGCUUGAUCCUGGACGGCCAGGAUCUUCCUGACGAUACCCGGCUGGACUCCCCUUUGGACCUGGAGAUCGUCCUCAUGAGCUUUCUCGAGAUUUCGCAGGAGCAAGCUGACAAACUCGUGCGUGCCUGCGAGUAUGGCCGUCAGGACGAGGUUGACAGAAUGCUGCGGGCACCCUACGACCCCAAUCGGGCCGACCAAUUUGGCACGCGGCCGCUGGUCAGGGCCUGCAAGCUGGGCUCCACCGAAUCGGUGCGGCUACUCUUAGAGGCCAGGGCUGACCCGAACUUGCCAAACACAGAUGGCUUCACUGCGCUAAUGAUGGUCUCUGACUCUGGCCGUGUGCACCUGAUACACAUGCUGCUGGAGGCGGGUGCAGACAUCGAACUGGGCAACUCGUACGACACCCCGGCUUUGCUCUUAGCAGCCGCCGAGGGGCAAGUGAACGUCGCGCGCGCCCUUCUGGAGGCCGGUGCCAACAAGGACCGCACCAACACCUUUGGCUUCACCGCGCUGAUUAUGGCCGCCCGGAUGGGUCACCUCGAGGUCGCACAGCUGCUGCUGGAUGCUGGCUGCGACAAGAACUAUUCCAUGAAGGAUGGCAUGACGGCGCUUCUUGGUGCAGCCCGGUCGGGGCACUGCGACAUCGUGAAGCUGCUGCUCGAGGCCGGCUGCCGUAAGGACCCCGUCGACCAUGAGGGCAACACAGCCUUGAUGCUGGCAACGAGAGCUGGGCGCCGCGACAUCGUUCGCGUGCUGGAGGCUGCGAGCAGCGACGGUGACGACGACUUCCUGAGAGACCUUGACACGCAGACAUUUUGA